This is a messenger RNA of Colletotrichum fioriniae, 1236 nucleotides long. RefSeq lists its product as uncharacterized. NCBI's taxonomy places the organism in Eukaryota, Fungi, Ascomycota, Sordariomycetes, Glomerellales, Glomerellaceae. The record is from RefSeq and is a predicted model, not a curated record.
AUGUCGAACGUAACGACCUCAGCGAAGAUUGGAAAACCACCAAAUAAUACGAGGGACUACAACAUCAUCAGGGGUAUCUACCGACAGUAUGGCGUUACCACACUCGACCCCAGUCUAGGCUACCUCUUUGCCGCAAAAGAGCCCGCAAACGCCGUCCACGAGUCGAAGCAAGGUGCCAUCAUCGCAGGAAUGGUUGUCGUCCUGCUCGCCAUCAUAGUACCGACAGCAGGAAGACUUUGGGUUCGAGGGCGGGGAGCACAAACCAAGUUUGGAUGGGACGACUGGGUCAUCAUAGCGGCAGCGAGUCUAGCGGUGGUAUAUCCGAUACUACAGAUCCUCGUCGUCGUCGACGCAGGAGGCGGCACGCAUACCUGGGAGAAUACCUACGACGACUACCAGUUCUACUCGUACUACCUUACCAUUUGCCGGCUUCUAUACUACCCUACGGUCGGUAUCAUCAAGAUAUCCAUCACUCUCUUUAUCAGACGGCUGGUCGACACAGCGUACAGGACGUGGAGGAUUCUAGCGGAUAUCUUCCUCGUCACGGUUGUUGCCUAUGUCAUUGCCGCUUUGUUCUGGAGCAUCUUCCUUUGCAAUCCGCCACGGGCUGUCUGGGAUAGAGAGUUUGCAGGAGCUUUGGCAGAGCCAGCGACGUGUGGAAACCAGUUCCUCAGUGCAAAGGUUCUUAGCAUCAUCCACGUCGUGCAGAGUAUCCUCCUCCUGGCAACACCAAUUAUCAUAUUGUGGAGUAUUCGUAUCGACAGGGGCAAGAAGAUUAGGCUCUUCAUCAUCUGGGCUGCGGGAGGGUUGACCGUCACUGGCGGUCUGUUACAACAGCUGCAGCCAUUCACGUCAACAGAUAUUUUCUGGGACUACACCAUCAUCUUGAGAUGGACGGUACUCGACAUAUCUAUGGGCAUCGUGACGGCCUCACUACCGGUGCUCGACGCGGCCAUUAUGGGAUCAUGGCACGCGGCGAAAUCUACACUCGGGCUCUCGAACCCAGACAAGCAGAAUAGCAGGGGGACGAAGGGUACCAGGGGAACAAACCCCGAGACAAUCAGUUCCGGGCCACGGAAAAAUUAUGCCAGCUCGGCCGAGAAUAUUGUUGGCAAGGACGAUGGCCUGGAGAUGGACGUUAUUCAACACAACGGCCCCGACGACACGGGUGACAAUUACUCGAUUCCAGACACUACGGGCCAUGACAGACGGCACAGAGUCAACAACAUGGUAUGA